Trichobilharzia regenti is the source of this 1198-nucleotide messenger RNA. NCBI's taxonomy places the organism in Eukaryota, Metazoa, Platyhelminthes, Trematoda, Strigeidida, Schistosomatidae. The record is from the annotation of a GenBank genome assembly.
UUAUUUCUAUGUGUAGGAAUAACCAAUAAGAACACAAUAAAAUGAAGCACUACUCAGUUUUAUGAUAUAACAAAAGAUAAACAGUUGAGUUGAUUUAAAAUCUCUGUCACUAUUUAUGCAUUUCAAAAAAUAUUGAAUGGCAUUUCUACACAUUCACAGGUAAAUAUAGAUGAAUCUAACAGACAAACAUCUUCAUCUUCAAAUUUUUUUCAUCGACAGUCUGCUCAACUUUUUCAACUAGAAUAAAUGAGUAGUUGCCGUGUUCUUGAAAUCCCCUACAACACUGACAUAUCAAAGUGGAGAUAUUCUGAUAAUUUUCGACUAUUGACGUUUAUGAGAAGACUGAUAACAUAUUCUCGUAUCAUUUUUAUAUUGAAUGUAUUCGCAAUUGUUGUUUCUCAACUGGGGAUUGCAUUCGGUCUGACAAGUUUAAUCACACAAGUGUAUGUUGCAAAUCGCGUUAAAUCUCCUUGAAAAAUUAUUCUUCAGGGUAGAUAUUUCAUUUUGGGUCAAAACUAACCCUAUAUAUCUGUAUGUGAUCAGCGCGAUCUACUUUGUCCUCGAGAUAGUGUGGGCGUUUGUGAAACCAGUUUCAGCAGUAUUCCCUUGGAAUCUUGUGUAUUUGAUGGUAAUGACACUCCUGUCCUCUUACAUAAUUGCAGCUGAAUCCGAAGAAUACACUGACGAUGUCCCAUUCAUUGCAUUCGCAUUCAUGUGGACGAUGUUGCAAGUCAUUGUGUCAUUCGCAAUGUUCAUCAUGAAUGACUUCACUGAAACUGCACUAACCAGGAUAGUGAAUGUGGUGUAUGCUGUAACUAUAUUGGUGGGUCAAAUCGCUUUCUUUUUGAGAAAUCAAACUAAAAUUCCUUUACUUAUCGCUGGGACUAUUGGAUUUCCAUGCACAUGUUAUCUGCUUGUAAAAGAGGUGAAGUGGGUGUUCGGACAAGGCAAAUAUUUCUAUCCAGAAAACAAUGUUGUCCGUCCAGCCAGAAAUAUUUAUGGUUACUGUUGGAGUUUAUUUCUAACGAUUCUAUGGGUCUACGCAUACAGUGGAAUGAGAGUUACUUUUAGCAAUUUGAUGAUUUCAUGAAUUCAAUGAAACUACUGACCAUAAUUGCUAUAUUUUAAACAGAACUAGAACAAAUCAGUAAGAGUUAAAUACCAUCGUGUACAUUGUAAAAUUAAUACAACGUUUCCA